Fulmarus glacialis (Northern fulmar) is the source of this 150-nucleotide messenger RNA. RefSeq names its product PHD finger protein 19-like. The annotation marks the transcript as partial. The record is from RefSeq and is a predicted model, not a curated record. NCBI's taxonomy places the organism in Eukaryota, Metazoa, Chordata, Aves, Procellariiformes, Procellariidae. The transcript has a single exon.
AUGUCUACGCGAAAAAAAAAGCAGGCAGGGGCGGCCGCCUCGGCGCGGAGGGGCAGCGGCUGCCGGGAGCUCAUGGUCAAGCUGACGGAGGGGCAGUACGUGCUGUGCCGCUGGACCGAUGGGCUCUAUUACCUUGGAAAGAUCAAAAGG